AAUUUGGGACAUUUACUGAGAAUAGAGCAAAUCUUUAUUUUUAAACCGGCGGCGGCGGCAUCAGAUCGAUCGCAGUAGGUACUUGCUGACAUUCAUAAAACAGAAACACGGCCAGCGAGAGACGCUGCAAACGUCAGUAUUUUAUUUACGUGAAGAGCACAGCGAUACCCGUUCCGCUUCUAUUUUCGCACUAUAUCGUUUAUUAUGAGGGCCGAUUCCACGCCGCGGCAUGAGCACACUGAGGGAGUCGCGCAGGCCACUCCACCGCCUGAUAUUAUAUUCUGGAGCACGCCGCCUCACCUCGCACUAGAUAUUUCGAGUGUUGCUUCUACCACCUAUGAAUUUAUCUAGUCUCAGUCACAGAACACGACCGGUGCAGCCGCCCGCAUCGCUAAAUAUACUUAUAAGCGUUAAACGUGUACUUUUAAACCCCAUAACCAUUGUAACACGUAUUUGAUAUCGCACGACGCACGUGAUCCGCGAUCCUACCAAGCUAAAUUAUUGUAGGAUCGGAUACAUAUACUUGGAUAUGCUGUGUUUCUCUUGUAUACAUAUCUAUGCAUUGUGACUUCAUAAGUGGCACAUCGAGUGCUCAUUUUUUAUAUAUAAUCUAGAAGUAAAGAAGAUGAGUAUAGAAGACAAAUCUGGGAGUACAGGAGUUGUACGUGGAUGGGGGUGCACGCCUACUGACGAGUCGCCUCCCGCAGCUAUCACCAGCAAUGACCGUUCAAUAACAAAAUGUUGGCCGAAUGCUUUUAUAAAAGGUUGGAGGAGAACUGCCUUAUAUGCCAUUAUCGUGGUACUUAUGAUAUUAGUAUUCCUAAAUAUAGCACUGACAUUGUGGAUUAUAGGAACUCUGAGACUGAGUAUGAAAGGAAUCGGUCCAAUGAAAAUAGUGAAAGAUGGAAUACAUUUGGAAGGACAGGCGUGGAUACUUGAUAACCUAGUCGCGUCGUCAAUAACAUCGCAAAUGGCUCAGCCCAUAACAAUACGGUCUCAUCGGAACUUUACCGUACUUGUACAUGAACCGGAGUUACUGGAACAAGCCACAUUUGUUAUAAAGCGUGACGGCGUAGAAAUCAGUGGUCGCACGUUCGAGGUUCGUGAUGCACAAGGCAACAGCGUAUUUCGAGCAUCCAAGGACGAGGUCCGUGUACAAGCCAACACUAUGACUGUGAAUGGUGUGGGCGGACUCACUGUGCGGAAUGCGGUGCAGGCACCCCAUGUUAGAGCACCUCCCGGCUCUGAUUUAGUAUUGGAAUCACUAACGCGCCGUCUAGAUCUACAAGCGCCCCAGUCUAUAUUGUUCGAGAGUAGAGCGGGCAACAUAGAUAUUAUAUCACAUAGCGACAUCAAACUUAACUCUGUGGUCGGUGCGAUUAGAAUUAAUGCAUCGAAUAUAAUCAUUGGUAAUCUCAAAGAAGCUACAAUAGUGAAUGAAAGCCCAAAGAACACUUGGACUAAGAAAGUGUAUCAGUUAUGCGCGUGCGCAACUGGCAAGCUGUUUCUGGCUGCAUCCGACGCAUUAUGUGAAACUCAAGACGAGAAAGUAUGUCGAUGAUAAGAAGUACCUUUAUACUUAUUAAUAUACACAAUUCUAUUGCAAUGUAAUCAUAGUUACAAAAAGCAAUGCAAAGCAAAAAUAUUAGUUGCGUAAAUAUUUUGUGUUUUUUACACGAAUUGCAUUAUUAGAUAAUUGUCUAUAUUUGUGCCACACUAGGUAUUUAAACAUUUACAUAUUAUCGUUAGACUAUUCGGGGUGCCAUAUUGUCUCGUGUGCCUACAUUAAUAAAUGUGUCAAUUUUUAUAAGUAACUAUAUAAAAAAAUGUAUGAUAUUAAUAUUUAUAAACAUAUUAAUAGUUCGUUCCCAAAACGAAUAGUAUAGUGAAUGGUUUAACAUUAAUAAUAAAGAAUUGAAUAAGAUUGACGGUAAAGCUAUGAAGAAAAAUAAACCGCUGUACCUAAAUGGUAUUUUCAUUUCUGUAAAAUUAGAAAGGUAGCUAUUAUAUAUAGAACAGUUACAACUUUACAUUUGCAGUAGUAAUUAUAAGAUCUUACAAGAAACUAUUAGAAAAAAAUAUCACAUAUUAGUUCGCGAGCCAGAACCUAAUCACAUCAAUCAUUUGCUCUCGGCCGAAAACUUCUAAAAUAGUUAAGGUAAUUGUGUUAUGAAACCUAGUGAAAGUCAGCUUCGGUUCCGAGGGUGGAAGAAGGAGAUAUAUAAUAGACCUAGAAGAAGACAAAAAUGAAAACUGUGUUAGAAUAAACAGAUGUUAAAGCAGUAUAGAAAGAUUUAGGUAUAUUUGUUUAACUAAUCAAGUGUAGAGGAUCUACAAAAGAAAAGAAGGGGACUAAAUUCACUUAUGAAGAAUCGUCUAUGAACCAGACAAAGAAAGCAAAAAUGUUCCAAAAGAAAAUUGAAGGCAGGAAAGAUCUCACCAAAAGAAAAAGCUAAUGAUGUGUAUAAUUAUUAUCAUAAUUAAUUUGAUAACUGAAUGUGUAUGUUAAUAAAACUAAAAUAAAUAGCUGGCUGUCUCGCGGGCUAUUCAUUGUGUGCAAUGUUGGCACUUCUUGUGUCGAUUCUUUAGGAUGUUGUUGUCGUCAUCGGAGGGUUUAAAAUUUUACCUUUGAUGCUGGUCUGGACGCUCCUAUUGCGAUAGCCGAUUAAAUAGACUGUCUAUAAUUCGUUCCUUUCUCUUGUAAUCUUUAUUUUUCAUUUACUUAUAUGUAUAUCAGAAGGACUGCUUUUAUACAUUAGGUAUAUUUUUAUAUGUAAUUUAAUUUAUAUAUAGUAGUGUUAGUUAGUUAACUUUAACAUUUUUAUUGAGUCAGUGAUAGAACAAUUUUUCUAAGAAAACACGUA
This is a messenger RNA of Achroia grisella, 2864 nucleotides long. RefSeq names its product zeta-sarcoglycan-like. Gene Ontology annotation, biological process: cardiac muscle tissue development; heart contraction. The transcript has 6 exons. NCBI's taxonomy places the organism in Eukaryota, Metazoa, Arthropoda, Insecta, Lepidoptera, Pyralidae. The record is from RefSeq and is a predicted model, not a curated record. Gene Ontology annotation, cellular component: sarcoglycan complex; sarcolemma. The coding region runs from base 626 to 1561 and encodes 311 amino acids.